This is a messenger RNA of Neltuma alba, 743 nucleotides long. Its product is annotated as 40S ribosomal protein S17-4-like. The transcript has a single exon. Gene Ontology annotation, cellular component: ribosome. Bases 92 to 517 code for a protein of 141 amino acids. The record is from RefSeq and is a predicted model, not a curated record. NCBI's taxonomy places the organism in Eukaryota, Viridiplantae, Streptophyta, Magnoliopsida, Fabales, Fabaceae. Gene Ontology annotation, molecular function: structural constituent of ribosome. Gene Ontology annotation, biological process: translation.
CCAUUUGCCUAUCCCGCCUUGGCUGGUUUUGCAACUGUGAUUGUUCUCUGUUUUCCUCCGAGCGCUGCUCAACGUCUCUGAGGCAGCCACCAUGGGACGCGUCCGCACCAAGACUGUCAAGAAGUCUUCACGGCAGGUCAUCGAGAAGUACUACUCUCGAAUGACGUUGGACUUCCACACCAAUAAGAAGAUUCUUGAGGAGGUUGCUCUCAUUCCCUCCAAGAGACUCCGCAACAAGAUUGCUGGAUUCUCGACCCAUCUCAUGAAGAGGAUCCAGAAGGGACCCGUUCGUGGAAUUUCUCUCAAGCUUCAGGAGGAGGAGCGUGAGCGUCGCAUGGAUUUCGUCCCUGACGUCUCCGCCAUUAAGACCGAUCAGAUCGAGGUCGAUAAGGAGACUCUAGACAUGCUCAGUGCUCUUGGUAUGAAUGAUAUUCCGGGGCUCGUCCAAGUUGAGCCCGUCCCUGUGCAGCAAACGUUGGGUUUCGGUCGUGGUUUUGGCGGACCUAGGAGGUAUUAGGUUUUGGUCUUCGUCUUCGUGGUUUUCAGAUUUGAGCCGAUCGUUAGUGGCUUAUAUUUACGUAAUUGAAGUUUUACUAGCCAUCAAUGAUUGAAUUUGAACUUCUGUGUUAGAUCACAUAUUAUGGUUUACUCUGCAAUUCACCUGACACUCCUCAAACAUUAGUUAAUGGAAUAGAUUUUGUCUACUAGGUGUGGCAUACUAAUAUGAUUCUAAAUUGAUAUUA